AUGCCGCAAUUUCAACUCUACGAUAAGGUCUUUUGCAUCAUCGUGAUGACAGUAAAUGCUCAAGAAGAAUGUGCUGAUGGAUGGACAGGAAUAGCUGAUGGUUGUUUUAAGGGUUUUUCAACUAUUAAAUCUUUUGAUAAUGCCCGGACUGCUUGUCAAGUAUUUCCUGGUGGUGACUUAGCAGUUGACAAUACCCCUACAAUUCAUGGAAACCUAGAUGAAAUUCUAGAAUCUGUAGCAAAUUACUGGAUAGGGUUAAAAGAUAGAUCGGGAUACAAUGUCAUCAGCGAUUAUUACUGGAUGGCAACUGGUCGAAGUGUUACAACUGGUUCACAGUUUUGGAAGACUAAUUAUCCAAUGAAUGCUAGCAAUAGAUGUGUUCAUAUUGUCAAGCUUGAUUCAUCAAAUUUUUACUGGCGUGAUGAUGACUGUGCUACUGAUCUUAAAUACAUUUGUCAAAGACCAAUUAGCGUAUCUUCUUCCACUUCUUCAAGUAUUACCUGCACAAGUUCAGCAACGUCAACUGUUUCUACUAGCCAACUAAAUUCCCUUGUGGAGAUGUCAACUUCAAUCAGCGAAAAUAUUAUUUUAACAACAACUGCUAAUGGUCAGUUAGAUCUAUCCACUUCUAUAACUGUGCGAUGGGAUACUGAAAAUAAUGGCAUAAAUUUACUAUCAUCAUCAUUGACUACCUUAUCCACCAAUACUAGAAUCCUAAGCGACAGUACUUCCAGUGAAUUAGAAUUAUUGACUUCAGCUAAGUAUGUAAAUGGGUCUCCAUCAUUGUCCUCUUUGGCUGUUGAUAGUAAUAUCGAGACCGUUUCAACAGCAGAAACGAUAGUUAGUACUGAAGAAAGUUUAGUAGUCCGAGAUGAUAAUUCAACUUCAUCUAGUUUAUUACUUAGUAGCAGCUAUAGUAGUAAUGAUGAAGAAAGUUCAGUAGUCCGAGAUGAUCAUUCAACUUCAUCUAGCUUAUUACUGAGUAACAGCUAUACUAGUAAUUCGACUUUCACGACUACAGGUGGAUCACAGUUACUACCAUCUAGUAAUUUAAAUUUGAUUAUUACUUCAAGCAAGAACGAGGAUCCAUCAAUAUCAUCCGUUUCUGUCGCUGAUAAUGAAGUGAAUAUUUUCUUAAUAACAAAUAAGAUAGCUAGUGAUAGAGAAAGCUCUACUAGCCAGAACCAUUAUUCGUCUUUGUCGUCUAAUUUAUUAGUCAAUAUUGGCAUGAUAGCAAGUAGCGAAACGCAAUUUCUACCAACUGCUAUUUUUAAUUCCAUCUAUAAUUCAACAAGCGUGAUAGUGGGUGAAGACAGUACCAACAUCUAUAAUCAGCUUUCAUCCUCUAGCUUCUUGGUUAAUGUUGAUUUUGAUAGUAACAAAAUUGCAACCAUGUCUAGCACCUCGCAAGUGAUUGCUACCACUACAUUAGAUUUUGAUGCUAAUUCAAAAGCGUACGAGGAUUCAUUAGCCUUGUCCACUAUCUCGUCGAGUAUUAUGGAUAAAACUUCUAAAAUGACUUCGGUAACAAGUGUGAUUGUUGUAAGUGAUGACGAAAGUUUCCAUGAUCAAUCAGUCUUAAGUAAUUUACGGACCAAUAAUAAUUCUGGUAUGAGUAUCAUCAUGCCUGCGAGUACAACGAGUCAAGUACAAUUGAAGGCUUCCGAUACUUGCUACUUUCAUAUCAGCUCUAGUGCCUUUGAAAAUCAUUUUCCUUCAACAAAUAAUUUCAGUGCCAAUGAUAUCUCUAUUGGAAGUGCAAGUGUGUGCGAUACAGAGCGUACAACUAUCCAUCAUCAACAUUUAUCCGAUUUGUUGAAAUCUGACAGUUCGAGUAUCGUUUCCACCACUACAGCUAUUACCGCAACCGCAAGUACUCUACUGUAUCAGCCUUCGUCCUUGGAUAGCGAAAGCCAUAUUGCACCUGAUGUCGAGAAUAAUGAAAUGAUUACGAAGAUACAACUUGCUAACAGUCAAUUUAUGGCAAGUAUCAGAAAUGAAGUUGAAAAGAAUAAAAAUACUGUUUUCAAGCGAAUCGAUAAAUUUGAUGCAAAUUUGGCAAGAGAAAUUCAUCAAGCUAACAUUACUACGCGAUUUACUUUCGCUACACCUCAAUCGGGUUUCUUAAAAGUUCGUAAUAUUAACGCUUUCAUAUGUAGUAUUGCUACGAUUAAGUUACUAUUUCAAAAAUGGAAUCGUACUUGUGAGAUCGUUAUUGCUGAUAUACUGAAUUUAUAUAAAGUAAACUAUUAUGAUCAAGUUAACGAUUCUGUCACGGUGGUAGUGAGAUCGUAUAAUGUAGGCACAAGUUGGGCAAAAAACAAUACUCAUGAAAGCAAUAACGACAGUGUCAUCAUUUCCACUUUCUUGUCUUGUUCCGUGUAUCCACUGCAAGCUGAUAAAUUUGCAUUACCUGUUCAUUUCUACUUUAAGCUACAAAAUCAGCAGGCCAAUCCACCUUAUCAAUGCACAUAUUGGGAGAAGAAUCAUUGGUCAGAAUUCGGAAUGGAAUUAUUGGAAUACAAUUCGACUCAAGUACACUGCACGACAGUCCAUUUUACAAAUUUUGCGGUCCUUAUGCAACGUUCUAAGGCGCUUGCCAGGCCAUACAAAAUAUCCCUCCGUUGGAUCACUUACAUAGGCUGCAGCAUUUCCCUACUUGCUCUGCUUAUCAUGAUAACUAUAUUCAUUAGCAUCAGAAAACUAGAUCCAGUAAAGAGCUUCGUUCAUCUGAAUUUAGCUAUCGCUAUGGCGGUAUCUAUUUGUGGAUUUUUAGUUGGUAUACGUGCAGCAAAAAUACCGUUUCUUUGUACUGCGAUUGCGAUUGGACUACACUUUUUCUAUUUGGCUAGUUUAACGUGGAUGAUGAUGGCAGCCUUAACGCUCUUGCAAAAAAUUUCUUCUAUCCGCAAAAACCUAAAUCCCAACAUUCGAAGGGUCUAUUUUGUUUUAGGAUGGGCAAUUUAUAUUAACAGUUGUUGGAUUAGAAGUACAAGUUUUCAAAUGUGGUUUUUCGUUGGUCCAGUCAUUAUAAUCUUUGUGGUACAAGAUUAUUUUCGGAGAAGAUUUAAAUUCGGCUCUAUGAUUUUUCCAGCGAAUUAUAUGGGCAACAUUGGCAGAGAUACGCGAGCCGAUAAUAAGCAUUUCAGUUGGAAGGCUAAAAUACCAUUAGUUGCAGUUUCUACAGGGAAUGCAUCUCGUGAAUGUAGAGACAGUGGAAGAUGUUCACCCAAUUUGAAUGAGAUGGCAGCUUCAAAGUUAAUCGUACUAACUAGGACUCCUGAACUAUUAUAA
Molecule: messenger RNA, 3294 nt
Organism: Trichoplax adhaerens
Lineage: Eukaryota; Metazoa; Placozoa; Uniplacotomia; Trichoplacea; Trichoplacidae
Exons: 20
Coding region: 1-3294 (1097 amino acids)
Biological process (GO): cell surface receptor signaling pathway; adenylate cyclase-activating G protein-coupled receptor signaling pathway
Cellular component (GO): membrane
Molecular function (GO): G protein-coupled receptor activity
Source: RefSeq, a predicted model, not a curated record